Molecule: messenger RNA, 2247 nt
Organism: Electrophorus electricus (electric eel)
Lineage: Eukaryota; Metazoa; Chordata; Actinopteri; Gymnotiformes; Gymnotidae
Product: transmembrane protein 121
Source: RefSeq, a predicted model, not a curated record
UAAAGAAACAUCCAUGACUAGUGGAUUUAAAACUUGAGUUCAGGGACAGGAUUCUUUGCAUUUUCUCUCAGCCACUCUUAUGGAUUUCUGCCCUGUUUUGCUCUCAGAGCAUUCUCCUAUGGACGUCAGUGAAUCGGAAGAAAUCUAAAUUGAUUGGAAAAUGCUACAGGCUCUUCAGACAGCAGGUGUCCAUCAAGGUGAUCUGAGCGUGCCCAGUUAGUACACUCUGGUCAUUGGCCAUGCGACCAGCACAGGGAGGAAGCAUAGUCUGAGGUUCCAAUCCUGCACCCCUUUCCAAAGGAGUCUCCCCAAACCAACACAUUAGGGGGCUAUCCAAGAGGCUCCAGCAGCCAGCUCACAGCAGGAUGGUCCCGCCUCCUCCUACCAACAAGCCGCAUGUCUGCUUGUCCACCAUCAUCAUCAUGAGCAGCAUGGCGCUGAUGGAUGCCUAUCUCGUUGAGCAGAACCACGGGACACGCAAGGUGGGGAUUUGCAUCAUGGUGACAGUGGGAGACCUAUGUUUCCUGAUUGUGUUGCGCUAUGUGGCCGUGUGGGUGGGUGCAGAGGUGAAAGCAGCUAAGCGUGGCUAUGCUAUGAUCCUCUGGUUCCUCUAUAUCUUUGUCCUGGAGAUUAAGGUGUACUUUGUCUACCAGAACUACAAAGCUGACCGUAAGAGUCUGGAUGCAUUAGCACGCAAAGCUCUGACACUUCUGCUUUCUAUUUGCAUCCCUGUCCUGUUUAUUAUCCUAGUAGCCAUUGAUCACAUGGAGUACGUGAGGGCUUUCAAGAAGAAAGAGGAAAUACGAAAUCGACUUUUUUGGGUGGUAGUGGACCUGCUGGAUGUCUUGGACAUCCAGGCUAACCUGUGGGAGCCGCAAAAGAAAGGCCUCCCACUGUGGGCUGAGGGCCUGAUGUUCUUCUACUGCUACAUCCUCCUACUGGUACUGCCAUGCGUGUCGCUCAGUGAGAUCAGCAUGCAGGGUGUUAACAUCAGUCCCCACAAGAUGAUGCUGUACCCCAUCCUCAGUCUGGUCACUAUAAACAUUGUAACCCUCUUCAUCCGAGGAGGGAACAUGGUCCUUUACAAGGACAACAGAGUGUCAGGGAUCCUUAUGGGGAAGAACAUCCUGGCCAUUAUGCUGAAGACAUGCAGCUUUGUGCAGUAUAGGAGACAGUUGCAGAGUGCUCCUCCUGCCUUUGGGAUUGAGCUGCAGAAAAACUCAGUGCCAGUGAGUCGUGUGGCAUCCUCCCAACGGCAGGUUAACCUGCAGGACCAGGGGCCUUUGCAUGAACUGACCUCAUGCGAGCACACAUGACACAUGGAAUACAAGCGUUGUUCACACCUGCACAUGCUCCUAAGAAUGUGGGUAUGGAUAUUGUGGAUCUUGAUGAAGAGAAGUUGCAAAAUUGGAGCACUGGCAAGAUGGCCACUGUGGAAAGCUGUCACUGCAUAUAGAGUCCAGAGCCAGUGCAGCAAAACGGCUCCUCUCAUCACAGCUUAUGCCACCGUGUUUAGGAGCAAAUUGCUGGUUUUAAAAAAUGUGCCUGAUCCUGGCCUUGUAUCUUCUACUCUCAUCACACAGCUCUUAAAUAGACCAGGUAGCCACCAGUGCCAGGUCUGUUACUGCAAAAGAGACAUGUCCGACAUCAUGUACAAUUUUGGAUUAACUAAAACAUGAAUUUGUUUGUGAUUACGUGUGAUUAUAUAUGAGGUCAUGUAUGAGUUGCAGGUGAUCUCAAUGUGCUCUAUGAGCUUUGUUUAACUACAGUGAGUGUAAGAUUAGCCCAGCCAAACAAAGACAGCCUGCCUUAACACUAGUCCAUUGUUGCUUCUCAUAAAAAUGAAAAAUGUUGAAUUGCAUUGGCAUGUUUUUUUUUGAAGAUGUCACAUUCAUGUUAAAAUCUAAUCUGCUAAAUUUCUGUGCAGUUUUACUCACAGACCAAAUGCAAAAUAGUGGGGUUCCGUUACUGCCCACAGUACCAUGCACGCAAAGAGGGUGUACUGGAUUAUGUAUUUUUUCUAAACAACAUUACAAUAACAUGGAUUUAUAUAUGAAUAUAUUUUUCAAAAGUGUGAUUAGUAAUAACACUGAAGUCAGCAAAAUAAUGUGUUGUGAUGUUACUUUUUUUUCCCCAUAGAGUCUGCUUGCCUUGAUCAUUGUUCGAUAAAAAAGAAAAAAAGAAAUCGAUAAAAAUACAUUGCGUGUAUAAAUCCUCUAUGGAAAGAGAUUUUUUUUCUUUUUUAAA